Molecule: messenger RNA, 2570 nt
Organism: Amphibalanus amphitrite
Lineage: Eukaryota; Metazoa; Arthropoda; Thecostraca; Balanomorpha; Balanidae
Exons: 2
Coding region: 452-2365 (637 amino acids)
Source: RefSeq, a predicted model, not a curated record
AGCCCACUACAGUUGUUAUACAUAUCGAAAAACCGAUAAACUUUUAGGCGAAAAAGGCACUAUUCCAGGCCCAUUUUUGAUUUUCUUUGCGAUAUUAGGUAAAAACAGAAGCUUCUUAUCCUAGGAAAAAUAAAAUGGGAAAUCUUUCAAAGGUGGCACACUACCUUUAAGAGGCCAUGCGGAAAGGAUUGACAGCCUCCAAACCGCUGAGUAGGCGGCACGUGGCUGAUUGGCGCCGGUCCGUAUUCCAGUUUGUGCCGAUUGUUUCACGGCGGUACCCGGUCACGGCCUGUGGACUGCUGACCGGGCGCACGUGCCCCCGGGUCCUCCGGCAGCAUGACCGGCUCCAACAGCGGCCCAGCCGAUUUACAAACAGCCGCCGAGGGGUUCAAAAGGCGCUCCACACCAAUCAGGUCACCACUUGUGAAGAGAUUGGUACGCCGUCCGUGUCAUGGAGCCAAAACGGUUUCUUUAUUUGGUAUGUUUUCUGCUCCUGUGUUUGAUGGAGUUUAGACCAGUGAGAGCCACAAGGAUACCGCGAAAACGCUCGAUUCCAUAUACGUACAGCGCCAGCAGCUGGUCCUCUCCGCACGGCGCCAGCACCUGGUCGUCCCCGUACUGGCCCAGCACCUCGCCGGGCCCCCAGUACAUGAUGGAUACCGGCCGGCUGAGGGCUCGCAGCUGGCCGUCCCUGCUGUCGCAGAUGAAGGGGCCCCCAGACGCUCCGGCACCCAGCCCGGCACAGGUGCCCGGUCUGGAGCCCAGUCCGGUGUCGUACCUACCGCUGCCGGCGCUGCUGGCGGCGCUGCGCGCGAUGACGCCGGCCUCUGUCGGCGUCAGCGCGGCGCCGACUGUGUGCGUCCACACCCACCCGGGGGUGGCUGCUCCCGCCAGCGAGCUGUCCCUCGGCGACCUGUUGACUCCCGGCAGGGACAGCCAGGCCCAGACGCUGCAGAUGCUGCUGGACAGGCUGAUGCCGGGCGGCAGCGUCCUGGCGUCCCGCACGCCAGCCAGCAGCGGCACCCGGCGGCCUGGCGACCUGCCCGACCUGUCGUUCCUCAGCGGGCUCGGUCUGGGGCUGCUGAACCCGGACCUGUUCCGGUCGGGUGCUGAGGACUUUCCCAGGCCGAGUAUGUCGGAGGCGGACCUGAGGGCGGUGGCCGCCGCAGAAAGAAAUGCCGGGGGACGGCCGACACUGAGAGGAGGGAACCCCGACUCGGAGAUGUUCCCUCGCAGCGUUCAGUCCUCCCCCGAGCCGUCUGAGGCCGAUGACUCACAGCGGAUCAGCAUGCUGCUGUCGGCCAACGGCGGCGACUGGGCUAACAGGAUCGACAAGCGGCGCCGGCGACGCUCCGUGUCUCACGGCGGUCAGAGGGAGACUCGCCACCAGAUGUCCCAGGUGUUGAGUAAAAUCAUACGCCGCAUCGGGUUCGAGAAGUACAGCGAGGCUCUGCGGGUGAUCAUUCAGGAUCUGCAGCCGCUCAAGGAGGCGAUGAACGCCGCGCAGCGGGACCUCAGCAAGGUACAGAGAACGUACCACAAGUUUGAGAACGACCUGAACGGCCUACUGGAGCAGACUCGUGAAGCACAACAAAUUCUUCUCUUUAUUCUGUCGUCACUAUUUCAGGAGAACAUUGUUAUGCGUGGUAAACUCGAGGAGUGCCAUGCUUCUAAAAAGGUUAUUACUGCUAGAAUGCGCUUCCCAGACAACACCGACGAGCUGAACAAUCUCCGGCAUCAGUUGGAAAGCAGGAUCAAUCGAUACGACACGCUCAUCAUCAAUCUGAUCGGUAAGAAGUCUGAGCUCGAGGUGGAGCGACAGCGUCUGCGAGAGCGGUGUAACGUCCCCAUCGACUCCGGCACUCAGCCGGACCCGUUCAGUCUGAGCACGUUCCUCUCGCUGAUGACCGGGAUCGGCGAGCCGAGCAGCGCUCAGCGCGACAUCAACAUCCUGCUGAUGCGCCUGUUCCCCGACCUGUACCCCACGCCGCCGCCGCCGCCGCCACCGCCGGCGCCGUCCGCCCCGCUGCGACACACGGCGACAGCCGGCAGUCCCAGUGGCUGGCUGCAGGUGCUCAUCCCGAUGAUGAACACGCGCCGCGCGUCACAGCCGCUCCACUUCCCGUUCGUGGCUCCGUCGUCGGUGAGCAUGCCGUACUCGUUCGCCAACCAGUACCUCCUGCGACACAGCUCCCCACUCCGCACCUCGUCACCGCUGAUCUCUCAGCCAACUGAUAAUGGUGACGAGUUCAUCAUGAGCAUGCUGCAGCUGAUGCUGCAGCUCUACAGCGCACAGCCGGACCAAGUGGACGAGAACAGGAUGAAGGAGGAGCUGGUUAACUUCGGACGAGCGCUGCUUUGUUGAUGGAUGUCGCAAGUCGUAAUUUGCAUGUAAUUAAUGUGUAGGGUAUUGCUAUAGGUUGUAAUUCAUUUGGUGUAUGGGGUUUCUUGUGUUGCCUUUUGGAAUUGUGUUCCUACUGAUUCCCUUAAAGUUAAAUGCAUUUGCAUACAAUACAUCCUACCGUCAAAAUAAACUAUGAAACCAAACGUUUAAUAAAAUAUUCCCUUCA